UGGGAGUCCCCUGACGGAUGCAGGCUUGGCCCUCCUCAACCCUGCUCUCUCCAUCCACCCCUCGCUGGUGGCUCUGGAUCUAGGAGACUGCAUGCUGGGUGAUGAAGGCAUCAACCUUAUCUGCGGGCUCCUGCCGCCUGACGGGGCCAAGUCCGGCCUCAAAGAGCUAACGCUGAGUGCCAACCCAGGCGUCACAAGCAAAGGCUGGGGACGCCUGGCCAUUGCAGUGGCUCACAGCUCACAGCUCCGCGUGCUGAACCUGGACUACAACCCCCUAGGUGACCAGGUAGCAGGGAUGCUUGCUGUCGCUGUCGCCUCCAGUCGAACCCUUGAAGUUCUGGACUUGGAGGGAACAGGACUUACCAACCAGUCAGCCCAGACCUUGCUGGACAUGGUAGAGAAUUACCCCACGGCCCUACGGACACUCAUCCUGGCGGAGAACAACAUUAGUCCUGAGCUGCAGCAGCAGAUAUCUGACCUGCUCUCAGAGGGUGAGGAAGAGGAGGAGACAGAGGCUCGUGAAGUCACAGCCAGGGAGAAGAACCCCUGGAUCUGCCAGAACAAUUCCAGCUCCCAGAUGGUCCUGAUGACGUCAGGUCUUGGUGACAGCCUCUUAGCAGAAACAGAAAUGUAGCUGGGCUACCCUGCCUGCUUCUGCUGAGAAGAGCACCGUGCCCGCCGGAGGAGCGUGUGUCCGCUAGCCCCUCAGCCUCCGGUGGCCUGCCCCAGCCAUCCUCUCACGAUUCCAUGUUCCUGUCGAUGCCUCCCUCGGCUCUCUGAGCACCAGAGCCCGGUCCGAGCGAAUCUCUACACGUGUCUCUGUGUUGUCACGCACCCCGUCGGCUGCUUGUGAUUGUCCGGUCGCUGCAUGUGUAGCUCACGCUGCCCUGCCUCCCCCCCGCGCCCGGCUGUGCCCGCAGGGCACCAGCUGUAUUUAUUCAGAUGUGUAUAAGAGAUGUUCUUUCUAUUGCUUGUACUGCUGCCACAAUGAGAGUUUUAUAAAGGUCACAGACGUGGCACC
Messenger RNA from Opisthocomus hoazin, 1021 nucleotides. Lineage: Eukaryota; Metazoa; Chordata; Aves; Opisthocomiformes; Opisthocomidae. The record is from RefSeq and is a predicted model, not a curated record.